Sitophilus oryzae (rice weevil) is the source of this 1925-nucleotide messenger RNA. It is a transcript of the gene Cat, whose product is annotated as catalase. Lineage: Eukaryota; Metazoa; Arthropoda; Insecta; Coleoptera; Curculionidae. Gene Ontology annotation, cellular component: peroxisome; mitochondrion; cytoplasm. The transcript is spliced from 8 exons. Gene Ontology annotation, biological process: hydrogen peroxide catabolic process; response to hydrogen peroxide. Gene Ontology annotation, molecular function: heme binding; catalase activity. The record is from RefSeq and is a predicted model, not a curated record. The coding region runs from base 93 to 1604 and encodes 503 amino acids.
CUUUUAAUAGAAGGCACUGCUUGGUCAAAAAUAGGAAUCCAAACUCUUCGUUGUUUACAUUUUUAUGUUGUUUUGUUGUGUGCCGGUAAAGAAUGAGUUCAAUAGAUAAAGCAGCCAAGCAAUUGGAGGAAUAUGCAAAGAAUAAUUCGUCUUCUGUGACCACUACAGCAAGCGGUGCGAGAGUUAUUGUAAAAGAUGCCACCGAAACAGUUGGACCAAGAGGCCCAAUUUUACUCAGAGACGUUCAUUUUUUGGAAGAAAUAGCCCACUUUGACCGGGAACGUAUUCCAGAGAGAGUGGUCCAUGCCAAGGGAGCUGGUGCCUUUGGAUAUUUUGAGGUGACUCAUGACAUCAGCAAAUAUUGUGCUGCAAAAAUAUUUGAUACAAUAGGAAAACGUACACCCUUAGCUGUUAGAUUUUCGACAGUAGGUGGUGAAUCAGGUUCUGCUGAUACUGUGAGGGAUCCAAGAGGGUUUGCCGUCAAAUUUUAUACAGAAGAUGGCGUCUGGGAUUUAGUUGGAAAUAACACACCCAUUUUCUUUAUCAGAGAUCCGAUCCUGUUUCCUAGUUUCAUACACACCCAAAAAAGAAAUCCUCAGACACAUUUGAAGGAUGCCAAUAUGAUGUGGGACUUUCAUACUUUAAGACCUGAAACUAUGCAUCAAUGGUUGUUUUUAUUUAGUGACAGAGGAAUACCUGAUGGUUACAGACAUAUGAAUGGCUAUGGAUCUCACACUUUUAAACUAGUCAACAAAGAUGGAGAAUACGUGUAUUGCAAGUUUCAUUAUAAAACAGAUCAAGGAAUAAAGAAUCUUGAUUCAAAGACAGCAGCAGACUUGUCAGGAAGUGAUCCUGAUUAUUCUAUCAGAGAUCUCCAUAAUGCUAUUGCCAAUGGAAAUUAUCCCAGUUGGACAUUCUAUAUACAGGUAAUGACUCCUAGUCAAGCAACUACGUACAAACACAACCCGUUUGAUUUGACAAAGGUUUGGAGUCAUUCAGAGUUUCCAUUAAUUCCUGUAGGCAAAAUAGUGCUAGACAGAAAUCCAGAAAACUAUUUCGCUGAAGUUGAACAAAUCGCUAUGUGCCCAUCAAAUAUGGUUCCAGGCAUUCAACCUUCUCCUGACAGGAUGCUUCAAGGUCGUCUUUUUUCAUAUAACGAUACGCAGCGGCAUCGUUUGGGCACAAACUUUAACCAGCUACCUGUCAAUUGUCCGUUCAAAGUGAGCAAUUAUCAAAGGGACGGUGCAAUGGCCUUUAGCAAUCAAGGAAGUGGUCCAAAUUACCAUCCCAAUAGUUUUUCAGGUCCUAAAACUGACCUAACAGUUAAAUCUCUAUAUCCCAAAGAGUUUCUGACUGGAGAUGUUGAUAGACAUGACGACGAAGUAGUGAAAGAGGAUUACGAGCAAGCGACUGCUUUCUGGCGAAACGUUUUGGACGAACCAGCUAAACAAAGACUGAUAUCAAAUCUAGUUGAUAGCUUAAAACUUGUUCAAGAUGUGCUCCAAGAAAGGGCCGUGAAGAGUUACGAAAAAGUUGAUCUAGACUUCAGCAGACGAGUUCAGAAUCAAUUAAAUACUGCGAAACGUUGUAAAGCCAACUUAUAAUUUACUAGAGUACUGCACGGAAAUCAUAAAGAUAUUCAGGAACACAACCUGAAUAGUACCGUAUGAUCUAGAAAAAACGGCGUCCAGUUGGCUGGGAAAUGAUCAAUGACAUCUCCCAUAUAAAUUUACAUAUAAAAUGACAGAGAUCUUCAUUUCAUAGCCAACGCCGUUUUUUUUUCGAUAAUACGGUACAAUUAUCAGCAUUUUUAUAUCAUUGUAUCUAUCUCAUACACAACGGCCUUUGGGAUUGAUAUAGGUAUAGGUACUAUUUGUUUUAUUUUUGUAAGAACCUGUGUUGUUAAUAAAUGGUACUUGUAUUUA